Molecule: messenger RNA, 5277 nt
Organism: Acytostelium subglobosum LB1
Lineage: Eukaryota; Evosea; Eumycetozoa; Acytosteliales; Acytosteliaceae
Exons: 11
Coding region: 1-5277 (1758 amino acids)
Biological process (GO): regulation of ARF protein signal transduction
Molecular function (GO): guanyl-nucleotide exchange factor activity
Source: RefSeq, a predicted model, not a curated record
AUGGACGACUCUGUAGCUUUAAUAUUCAAUAAUGCUUUGCAAAAGAUAUUCAGUCAGAGUUCAAGGAAGAAUAUACAGCUGCGUGAAGCUUGUAAGAUAGCUCAAGAGACAAUAAGGGAUUCUCCUUGUUUCUCAAAUAUAUCACAACAACAACAGCAACAACAGCAGCAUCAACAUCAAUCGGCAUCAGCAACAACAACAUCAACACCAGGUACAGCUACGCCUCCUGCAAAGAUCAGCGAAAAGGAAUGGGACUUGCUUGGUAACAAGUUGGUCACGCCAAUGAAGUUGGCAUGUGAAACAAAGGAACCAAAGUUGAUGGCUAUUGCAUUGGACUCUUUAGAUAAACUUAUGGGAUAUGGUAUCAUCAAGCCAAACGCAUACGAUGAGGCACCUGUAGCACCAGGUGGAGAGAAGAAGAGAUUGAUCGAGAAGGUAGUCGACAUUAUUGGAUCAUACUUUGACUAUCAAGAGGAGACAGUACAGUUACAGAUCAUCAAGUCUCUACUGACAGCUGUAAUCACACCGACUUGUGAUAUACAUGAUACAUGUCUUAUGAAUGCCAUCAGAUCAUGCUACAACAUCCACUUGGUCAGUCAGAACAAGAUUAACUUCACAGCAGCAAAGAGCGCGUUGUUCCAAAUGGUCGACUGCGUACUGCACAAGUUUGAGCACUUUAGCCAGCUCAAGAUACAGCUCUCCAAGAGCAACACACCACCAGCCCAGCAACAGCAACAGCAGCAGGCACCACAACCAAGCCAAACCCCUGCCAACUCCAACGCGAACAAUCACAGCUCUAGCGCCAAUGAUGAGAGCGCGAUCAUACAUCAAUACAACGUCAACUUGUCAGAUGUUAUAUUAUUGUUUAGGGCCUUCUGCAAGUUGUCGACCAAGGAGGUACCUGAUGGAAGCUCAUCAGAGUCACAUGAGGUCAAGAGCAAGAUAUUGUCUCUCGAGUUGCUGUCACGCAUCCUGGAGAACCCGCUGCCCUCAUUGAAGCUGUCAGAGAAGUUCAUCAACACAUCCAUCAAGCGAUACCUGUCCGUUUCGCUACUGACCAAUGGCAGCAGCAACAACCUGCCCGAGUUCAAGCUGACGCUGGCUAUGUUCCUCUCGCUGAUGAUCCACUUCAAGGAGCACCUCAAGGAGGAGAUUGGCACGUUCUUCUCCAAGAUCAUCCUGGCCACGCUGGCCUCGAGCACUCAGAGCGUCAAGAAGAAGUGGCUGGUGCUGCCGGUGCUGUGCGAGAUCUGCAAGAACCCACAGACCAUUGUCGACAUCUUUGUCAACUACGACUGCGACCCCGAGCGCAAGGACAUCUUUGAGAAGAUGGUAUACGAGUUGUCGCGUGUAGCACAGGGCACGAGCAGCGUGGAGCGCACCUCAUCGCAGGAGGAGGUCAAGUUCAAGAUGCUGGGCCUCGAGUGCAUCGUCACCAUCAUGAACUCGCUGGUCGAUUGGAGCAAGGAGAUCUAUGAGAGCAAGCGCAUCGAGCAGCAGACCAGAGCGGCUGCGCUCAACUUUGACGAAGCCUACGACGACGUCGGCUCGCCACUACAGACAUCGACAUCGCCGCUCAAGGCCAGCAUGGACGAGUCGCAGCGUCAGUCUCUCCUGGAGCAGGCCACACAAAAGUUCAAUGCACAGCCCAAGAAGGGCAUCGAGUUCCUAAUCCAAUGUGGAAUGAUCAAAGAGAAUCCAACAGAGAUUGCAGAGUUGUUGAGGAUGUCACCAGAGUUUGAUCAAAAGUUGAUCGGUACUUAUUUAUGUCAACAGAACUCAUUCAAUGUCAGUGUACUGUAUAAGUACAUCGAUUCAUUCGACCUCAAGAAGAUGGAGAUUGAUCAAUCACUACAGAUGGUACUCGCAUGUAUUCAGUUGAAUGGAGAGAACAAGGCAAUUGAUAGGAUUGUUGAGAAGUUGGCAGAGAAGUACUUCUUUGACAACCCGGAUGCAUCAUGUGCCAAUGCAGAGUCUGUUUAUUUGUUGGCCUACGCCAUUAUCAUCUUGUCAACUGAUCUACACAAUGUAUCAAUCAAGUCCAAGAUCACCAAGGAGGAGUGGCUAAAGAUGAACUCCAAGUCCAACAACAAGGUCGACUUUGAAGACAAGUACUUGUUAGACAUUUACGACCGUGUGUCCCAAGAGACCUACAGGCUUGGCUACACCAACUCUGACGAGAUAGGAUCAUUGGACUCACAAGAGAUAUUGCUCAGGUUCAACAAGGACAGUGAUUACAUUGUGAAACAAUGUCAAGAGUUGAUGAAGACGAGGAUAUCAAAGAAGACGACAUUCUAUCGUGCCAGGAAUAUUGAGCAUGUGCGACCAAUGUUCUUGCUGUCGUGGUGCUAUGUACUGUCCACGCUGUCAGUCAUCCUGGACGACACCAAGGACAGGAAGCUGAUAUCGCUCUGUCUGGACGGCUUUGCCUCGGCCAUCAGGGUGAGCUGCAUAUUCUACAUGAAUGUGGAGCGAUCAUCCUUCAUCACAUCGCUGUCCAAGCUGUGUCUGCUCGACACGAUCAAGGAGCCAUCGCUCAAGCAUAUCGACUGCAUCAAGCAUCUGAUCACCAUUGCCAACAACGACGGCAACUAUCUCCAGGACUCGUGGACACCCAUCCUCAAGACCAUCUGCAUUCUUGAGCGUCUGCAUCUGAUCGACACGACCAAGUCCAACCCAGUGCCAAACGCAGCACUGGCCUCGGCCUUCCCCUCAGUCGUCGAGUACUCACAGAACUCCCUGCAGUACCACAUCAAGAAGCUGCAGGAGGAGCAUCCCAAGGCCAUGACCUUUGACUCAAACCAAGUCGAGAGGAUCUUCACCAACACUGUCUAUCUCUCUGAUGACUCGAUCAUCACGUUUGUCAAGUGUCUCUGCGAGAUAUCUGAGGAGGAGAUCAAUCAUUACUCGAGGAACUACAGUUUGAUCAAGCUGGUGGAGGUCAUUGAGUACAAUCUGAAGCGUAGGAUACGUUUGGUGUUCUACAACAUCUGGGAGAUCGCUGUUAGCCACUUCACAAAGAUAGGCUCGCAUCAGAACAUUGAGAUAUCAAUGCACGCCAUCGACUCGUUGCGCCAGCUGGCGUCCAAGUACAUGGAGCGUGAGGAGAUGUCCAACUUCAACUUCCAGAACGAGUUCCUGAUGCCGUUCGAGACCAUCAUGCUCAACAACCAGGUGUUGCAGAUCCGCGAGUUGAUCAUUCGCUGCGUGCUCCAUCUCAUCCUGUCCAAGGCGCACAACAUCAAGUCGGGCUGGAAGACCAUCCUCAGCGUCAUCUCGAUUGGCUCGCGUGUGCCCUCCGAGCCCAUCGUCGUGCUGGCCUACCAGGCUGUCGAGCAGAUCCUCCAGAGCAGCUUUGACUUUGUCGAGGAGAACUUCUUUGCCAACACAAUCUACUGUCUCACAUCAUUCUCACAUCCACUGGUCCACUACCCCGACAUCUGCAUCAAGUCAUUGAACCAAUUGGAUCAACUCUCCCUCAAGAUACUCGACCGACACAACAACCUCGUCAGCUCAAGCAGUGACGCCCUGCCCUACACCACCAAGCUGGAAUCACAACUGAUACCCAUCAUCAAGGGACUGUCCGUGCCCAUCUCCCAUGACAAUGAGAGUGUCAGGCAACUGUCUUCAAGUCUGUUGUUCAAGUUACUCAAUAAGAUUGGAUCAAACUUUAGCGUACAGUCAUGGAGACAUAUUAUCAACAAUGUGUUGCUCCAGAUGCUGGCACCAAUCAUGCCAACAAAUCACAGUCCAUUAUUGUUAUCCGAUUUUGAACAGGCAUGGGUACGCCAAACCUGUCCAUCCGUGCUCACCGAGAUCAUCAAUCUCUUUAGCAACCACCAUGAAGUCCUAUCUCAAUUCUAUCCAAUCGUCAUGGAGAUGUUUGAGAGGCUAAUAUGUAACAAUAACCAAUCAGUGUCAGUGCUUGGAUGCGAGUACUAUUGUAAAUUUAUACAACGAUCAGGUGUUUGCUUCACCAAUGAACACUGGACAGAGAUAUCAGACUCGAUCGGACGCAUACUCAAACACUUGUUGGUCAAGGAUCCAAGUGCAUCACUGGUCUUUAUGUUUAGCACCGAGUCCUCAUUACUGGGCAAGGAGCUGAAACAGCACGACACCAGUGUGAACACUUUGGUGCCCUCCACCAACAAUGCCGGCUGGACCGUCAGUUUGUUGCUGAUGCAGCGCAUGACACCCGUGAUGCUCGAGAACUACUCACAUCUGUCCACACAGUUGUGUGCUCAACUGGUCAAGUACUGGUCGUUCGUCUAUCACCUCACCAAGAUGAUGAGUGGCAACAACAACGCACAGCAACAGGCGCUGCAUCCAGACAGCCAGCAUACAGCAAACAACAACAUGAACGAGACCACAGCACUCUCAUGCCUGCUCACACUUCUCUUUGAGAUGUUCCUCAAUCAAGCCUAUGCAGACCGACAGGCAGAGAUUGAGGUGUACUUGAACAACCUGUGUGGUGACAUCCUCAAUGAAGUGGGCGGACCACAUCACAGACAACCAAGCACCACGAUGGUGGCCAUAGUGCGCCAGAUAGCCGAUGGCUUCAUCAAGUACAGCGAUGAGCAGUUCAACAAACACAUGCCCCAGGCCUAUAUACACCUUGUCGAUCUGACCGUCCACGACAACCUUCACAUCCGAACCUGCAUCAUGUCGGUCUUCUCCAGAUUUGGCAAGGGCAUCCCACAGAUACCCGACAUCCAGGAGCCGGCUCCCCUUCCCCUGGAGCCAGCCGUCGCCAAUGUCAAGUCCAAGUCGAUGGAGAACGACUCUAUUCUCUUGGAGAUGAUUGAGAAGCAGAAACAACAGAUCGAGCAACAACAGCAGCAACUAGUGGAGCAGCAGCAGCAACAGCUUGAGUCCCAUAACAACCAGGAGGCAAUCAAUCCAGAGGUCCACAGUGAUAUCAAUGGAACAAUCGACGGCUCGGACAAUAUGGAAACAUCACAUCAUAAUGAGGCGAACGCUCAACACGUGGAGAACACUGCUGUGGUACAGGAUGAGGAAGAGGAGGAGACUGUUGUUGAGAACGAUGAAGUAGACGAUCAAGUAUUACCAUCACAACCAUCAUCUGAUCCACCCAAGCUUGACCUUGAGGACCAAACAACAACAGCUGUAGUUGUAGAGACCUCUGUGGACUUUAUUGAUAUUGAGCAACAUGACCAGGAUGGUUUGGAAGAUAUUGUUAAACAAUCACAGGCAACAACAACAACAACAAUUACCGAGGAUGCUGGUGAUGAUGAUGAUCUUGACCAGGUUAUAUAA